Molecule: messenger RNA, 1642 nt
Organism: Baudoinia panamericana UAMH 10762
Lineage: Eukaryota; Fungi; Ascomycota; Dothideomycetes; Mycosphaerellales; Teratosphaeriaceae
Exons: 4
Coding region: 109-1419 (436 amino acids)
Biological process (GO): magnesium ion transport
Cellular component (GO): membrane
Molecular function (GO): magnesium ion transmembrane transporter activity
Source: RefSeq, a predicted model, not a curated record
UCCAUCUACCUCAACAUAAUCCACCAGCGAGCCAUGAUACGGCAAUAACACGGCCGCAUACGCAUACGCAUAUACACUCUUUUACACCACCACCACCACCACCACACCAUGGAGGACAAAUACGUGGGCCUCCUGCUGGCCGUCAUGUCCUCCCUCGGCAUCGGCGCCUCCUUCGUCAUUACCAAAAAGGGCCUCAACGCCGCCGCCGCCGCCCACGGCUUCGAAGGCGACGGCUUCGCCUACCUCAAGAACCCCAUCUGGUGGGGCGGCAUCACCACCAUGGUCAUCGGCGAGAUCUUCAACUUCGCCGCCUACGCCUUUGCUCCCGCCAUUCUCGUCACGCCGCUGGGGGCGCUGUCGGUGUUGAUUGGAGCGGUGUUGGGGAGUUACUUCUUGGGGGAGCGGUUGGGGGUGUUGGGCCGGGUGGGAUGUGCGACCUGUUUGAUUGGGAGUGUGGUGAUUGUCCUGCAUGCCCCGCCGGAUCAGGAGUUGAGGGAUAUCAAUGAGUUGUUGCAUUUUGCGCUUAUGCCUGGCUUCCUCUUCUACGCCGCCGUCGUCCUCGCCUUCUCCCUCGUCAUGAUCUACGUCAUCGCGCCCAAGUUCGGCAAGAAGAACCCGAUGGUCUACAUCUCCAUCUGCAGCGCCGUCGGCAGCAUCUCCAUCAUGGCCAUCAAGGGCCUCGGCCUCGCGCUCAAGAUGACGGUGCGCGGCGAGAACCAGUUCACCAGCGCCAGCACCUACGUCUUCGGCAUCAUGGUCGUGGUGUGCAUCAUGACGCAGAUGAAUUACUUUAAUAAGGCGUUGAGUCAGUUUAGCACGAACAUAGUCAACCCCCUCUACUACGUCACCUUCACCACCUGCACCCUCCUCGCCUCCUUCAUCCUCUUCCGCGGCUUCAACACCACCGACGGCACCAACACCGUCUCCCUGCUCUGCGGCUUCCUCACCAUCUUCACCGGCGUCUACCUGCUCAACCUCUCGCGCGAAGACCCGGACGGCGCGCACCUGGGCAUGAUGAAUGGCGGGGGGAAGUACCACGCCGUCGACGGCAUCCCGGUGGACGGGGUGGCGGGACUGUCAACCCGGCUGAGUAUGCAGGCAAGAAGAAGCGGGGAUGAAGGGCAUCGACGCAGCGGGAGUUGGAGUUUACGCAGCCCCAUUACUGCUUCGGGAAGGGGUGACAGCGGGGUGCGGUACGGGUCGGGAGAUCAACAGCAACAUCUAAUGCACAGCUACGACGUCGAGGCCAACGCGCUGGGGGGGUUGGCGGAGGAGGAUAGCGACGAUGAGGAGAGUUCCGGGUAUUCGAACCGGAAGCGGACGAGUUUCGAGGACACGCGGGCGGUGUUUUUACUGCAUGGCGAGCAUCGUGUGGGCCGGAGUUUUGUUUUGGGGGAAAGAGCACUACACGCAUUAUGAGGCGUUGUUUGGCUGAUUUUGCUGGAUUUCUACACGUAGUAAGUACCAGGCGGAAGCUGCCUCUGCGAGGCAUGUGCGUUCGGAGCAAUUCUGAACACGAAAGGAGAGAGGAAGAGAGAGGCAGAGAGAGGCAGGCACAGGCAGAGAGUGGCAGAGCACAAGCUGUUGGAGAUACACAAUCAGCAUCACACGUCAACGCAGUGGACCCCAAGCAAGCCGCUCG